CUGGGAUAGGCUCCAGCGUCCCGCGACCCUAACAAGGAUAAGCGGUGUUGAAAAUGGAUGGAUGGACAGCUAAGAAGUAUUUUUUUUCACUUGUUAUGCUUAGCUAAUUUGGCAUUUUUAUGUUGUUUUGCUUUUUUUCUUCUCAGUAAAGCACAUGAUGCAAGUUCAUAAAAAUGGGAAACUAUUAUGUGGUUUUUUUUCCGACGUGCCAAGUGAUCAAAAAGGGUAUUGUAUAUAGUUGACAGUAAACUUUUUUUUUUUUUUUUUUUUUUUUUUACUUAAGGAGUUGAAUUAGUACUUCUACCUUUAACUUUUUUUCUUUUUUUUAUAUAUCGUGCAUAAUGUUGAGCACUUUUACACCUCUGGUAAGAACCAAAACUCACAGUUGUUCUUGAUUAGGAUUUUUAUGAUGUUGAUCAAAUUCAUCCACGUUACACCCAGUUCUGCAUAAUGAAAAAGAAGGCUGGAUGCCAUUUUUCUCUUUCUCCCCCCCACUUUAAGCAAGUACACAUCAGUGCAGACUUCUUGACCCUCCCUCCACAGUGCAGGCACACUAGGCUGUGUGGAAGUAUCACAUUUUAGCUGGCUUACAGACUGAUGCAAUAAAUACAAUGAAUGAAUGAACAAAGAAAUAAAGAAAAGAAGCGAACAGAUCGCCAGAUCUGUGUAUUCAAUGACGAUGACGUCACCACGAGGCGCUCUCCCACUGAACGGACAUGAUGAUUUCGAAUCACUAAACCAAGCAGCGAGCCGACCCGAUUUAUCUCCAAUGUCAUGUUGCCGUCACGUGACAAUCAAAGUCGCGCCUGCGCGUCGUACUUCUCCUACCACUUUACGCACUUGUUCAGUGUCUGGAAUGUGUGCAGAUUAUUGGUGCACGACGCGCGGAGAGCCUCGUUUGGACCGUCAUCAUGCCCUUGGCUUCUAAAGCAAAUGAGUCCAAAAUGGAUGGACGGAUGGAUGGAAGUUACCAGAUCAACUCGGUGCAUUUCCAGGAUCAGUGCCCGCCUCUCCCCUCGCCUCGCUUGGGCAACCACAUCAUCAACGCGGGCAAUGGCCGCAGUGUGGGCACAACCAUUUCCUUGCAGUGCCCAACCAAACACAGGCUGGUAGGAGGUGAGCUCAAGUGCGUCAUGGAUGCCAACAGGCCCCGCUGGGUGGGGGAACUCUCCUGCAAACCUUUGUCUCUGUACAAAGACAGUGGUUUCCGAGUGGCUGUUCUUGCAUCCAUUGUCAGUAUUGGCAUAAUAUUCAUCAUGUCUAUGAUGUUCAUCACCUGCUGUAUUUUGGAUUGCGUCCAAAAGAAUACGAGAAAAAAGCAGGGCAGGGAUUCAUUCAAAAGACAUUUGGAGGACGGCAUGUCCUGCUAUAGCCUUGAAGGCGGAUGUGACAUUGACAUCCCAGAGAACCUCUGUGACAACAGUCCUCCUCAAUGGUUCACCUAUGGUCUCGGUCAAACAAACGCCCCCACGCCUCCACGUCCCUCUGGAUUCUAUGAUAACCAACAUCCGGUCCCUCAAAAAUCUGAUUGUGUACAGGUCUUCGGUCCACCUCAUUACAUCGCUAUUUCAUCAUGUUGCAAGUGUUCAAGCUCAGGUCUGGUUCAGAUCCCCACUGAAGAAACUGAUUUGGUUUGGCAGCCUUACAGCCAGCAGCUAUGUUCAACACAAAGGAAUCCUUGAAUUACAAAUAUGUCAAAAACAACAACAAGGUGGGAAUACAGUGAAGCCUUGCUCUUUGCAGGAGUUUGGGACCAAGCGCAAAAGUAAUGGAUACCGUGCCGGAAAAUGUUUGAAAUUGCCUAUAUUAAUAGUUUUAACCCCAUACUAUGAUCCCAAAACACUUUACCAUUUCAAACUCAUUUUACAUGAUCCUUAAAAAUAAAUUGCUUACAGAUUACAUGAUACAAAGUAAAUUGCAUCAAAUUUAGUACAAGUAUGCUGCUGUGCAGUGUGUCUCCAUGUCAGAACCUCUCAUUUCUGAAAUACAUUUAUUGCAAAUGA
This is a messenger RNA of Phyllopteryx taeniolatus (common seadragon), 2003 nucleotides long. RefSeq lists its product as uncharacterized. Bases 912 to 1682 code for a protein of 256 amino acids. The transcript is spliced from 5 exons. Lineage: Eukaryota; Metazoa; Chordata; Actinopteri; Syngnathiformes; Syngnathidae. The record is from RefSeq and is a predicted model, not a curated record. Gene Ontology annotation, cellular component: plasma membrane.